This is a messenger RNA of Dermacentor andersoni, 6222 nucleotides long. RefSeq lists its product as uncharacterized. The record is from RefSeq and is a predicted model, not a curated record. NCBI's taxonomy places the organism in Eukaryota, Metazoa, Arthropoda, Arachnida, Ixodida, Ixodidae.
CGUCCUAGUCGGGGAAGCGGUUCUUGGCUCAAAUGUGUGUCCCAGUGAGAGAAACGGCCCCUUCUUGAAGUUUUCUUCAGUUCGAGUGAAAUGCGCGACCACACCGCUACCGUCACGACCACAAACGAGAGCAAAACGCUUGCUUCGAAUCGCAUCUACGUCACGGCCAGAGCCGGACCAAUCGUGGGGGUCAUUCGUUGCGAGCCACUGGCGUUGAGGAGGAUGGGAGAAGUGGCGGGUGGGAAAGAAGCGCCCAAAAUGGCCGCACGUUGUUGCAGAGAGGGCAACAACAUGACGGAAAGGGCGCUACUCUUGGUGGAGAGAGCGUAGGGAGGAGACCGGCCGGCGUGCAUCGCGUCGUCUGCUCCGCGUCGUCUGCUCCGAGAAGUUUUCUUGACUGCUCCGCGAGCGCAUCGUCUGCUCCGGGAGAUCCUCUGCUGCUCCGCGAGCGGGGCAUCAUCCACACGGGGAGUAGAGGUUCGCUCGUCCGUCGUCUGCUUGCCUCCAAAAGCCCGUGGUGGUUAUUUGGUUCGGCCGUUGUGCGGAGUUUUGUCAACUGGUGUGGGUGUGGUGUUCCGUGGAAGCCUCUUUUUGCCCGGUCCAAUUACUUUUUUUUUUCGGAACUAUACUUCUUGGUGCGCGUCGGCAACACGACGAGAAGACAAGGAGAGGCAACUGUGUGGAGUUUAUUUGUUUCCAUUUCUACUUUUUUUUUUCUUCCGUACCAUAUACGCACCGCUUACGGUCGGUCGUCUGCUACGUUCCAGACGACACAUCCACGGCACGCACAACAGACGACAAGCAGACAAAAAUGUUCAGGUGCAAGCCCUCGCAGCUGUGGUCCCUGGGCCUGUUCCUCCUGCUAGUCCUGUGCGCCCACGGUGCCUCGGGCUUCCUCACCGGCAGGGGGAGCGGCGGCGGCGGCGGAGGCGGCGCGGGAGCCCUGGCCGCCUCGUCCUUCCUGCGCUCCUUGUGGAAGCGCGCCUCGAUGCGGGCCUCGAUGCGCAACUCGAUGCGCGACUCGCCCAUCUACUACGUCAGCACGUUCGUGCGCAACAAGUCGCCCGCGCAGCAGCAGGCGGCCGCGCUGUCGCCCCUCUUCAAGAUACCCAUCGAGUUCAUGUCGAACGCGAGGCCGCUGGACGUGGUGAAGGGCAUCCGAAAGCCGCCCUACUCUAAGCCCUACCGGAAACAGUCGCUCUACCAGACCUCCAAGAUGAUCCUCAUGCCCAUCAAGUUCUUGGCCAAUGGGAAGCCGCGCCGACGUGUCGUCAUCAAGACUCCGCCCCACUACUUCCGGAUAUAGACAAAGGACACGCACGAAAAGACGGCAACGACGCAGCGCCACGCGUCACUAGUGAUUUCGCCCGAGCGUCUCAAACUCACCCGCACAUUGUGACGUGAACAACUGGACUGGUUCACUGCGAGGUGGGCCCUUCGUGACGUCAUCAGCGGGCCGUCGGUAGCGACAUGGCCGGACCGCAGUGAAAACGUCUUUGCAGUGCGGAUAUGUGCGUGUGUGUUAUCUACCAUUUUUGUUGCGCUUUAUUUUUCUCUCUUGUGAAAGUGCUAUCUUUCUCUUCUUCGUCUCACAAAGCGAAUGGCGUUACACAAAAGGCGAAUCGGCGCACGCCGCGCUGUGACGUCGUUGAACCGGCGCUGGCGUAGAUACUCCCUUGGCGGUGGUGGCGCCACCUGGUUGACUCCGACUGACGACUCGGCUCCGGAAGCCUAUGAGCUGCGAUUGUGCUGCGCAUAAUUAAAUGAUGUCACGGCUUGUGUUGUUGGAACGGUAAGAUUUAGCACACGACGGACCUCACGCAGACAUUCAAAGUCGUCCGCGCUUUUGAUUACCAUCACGUGACGCUACUUAAGCCGUGGAAUACAAGUCAAACGGCAAUUAAUAAAGCAAGACAGAGCCGAUGUGAAUAAUGGGCUUUCUUUUCAAGUCAAGGCUUUCUUUCAAUUAGCUUUAUUUCCCUUAGGUUGUCUACGACCACGCCAUGUUUCUUUACAAAGCUACAACGCCCUUAUGCCACUUGUGCUGCCCUCUGCAUGACAGAAAGCAACGGUUCAAUGUACUUUGUCACAAGUUUCUGCUUGAUACCGUGUAAAGCACUUCCGACAUACUGGCUAAAAGCUACAGGUUGUGUCAUUGACCGGCGCACUCAGCUACGUAAGAGACCACGAUCCGUCCAAACCUGACUUACCACUGCCAACUUAUCUAUCACUAAUUGUUCGCCCGAGCAUUGCCUCUUAACAUUCAGUGUCGCCAUCCAUGAUAGGACUGUCAUCGCGCACGCUGACGGCAUUCGCGUGUUUUUCUUUUACAUUCCGCCAUUUUGCCUGCUCUCAUUGGCUCAUAAGGCUGUCACGCCCUCUCUGACUGGCUCACUCGGAGGACUUCAGAUGAGCGAAUUUCGACUGUGUCGAGAAUAUAUUUCCAUCUGGUACACGACUUCUCGUAUGGCUUACAUCGUACUUGAUUUCCCGCGGUUCAUUCGAAAUACACAAUUUCUUUAUUGCAUUGCGCUUUCGUUGACUUCAUUUCAUUGCAAAAAAUGAGAACAGGGUAUAACUCUAUUCCCGGCUUUCCAUGUUGAGGCAGCUGUUGCAAGGAAAUAUAACGAAGUGCCUCACGUCACCUUUUUUUUUUUUUGUAUACGUACCCAAAGGCUAGCUGCAACAAAAUCACACUUGGGCUCAAUUCGUUAAAAAAGGAUCGUAGAUGACACUCAUGAAAUUGCAAUCAAAAUCGCAAAGUUAUAACGAGUGCACAGAUUUCAUUGCCUCGUAUGGCAGACGACAGGUACCGAUAGCGGUGUGCCGCGCAAAGCGGAUAUGACGUCAGCCCAAGAAUCGCACGCGACGCGCUGGGAGCUGUAUUUUUUUUUAAUACGUGUAAACGUUUUGCAAUUGCAGUCGCACGCAGCAUACAUUAUAUGCAUGUUAAGUGUAAAGCGGGCAGGUCAGUACGCGGGAGCGUUAUUGCAUUGUAGGCUCCCGUUGCACAUGGGCGUGCUGUACAUUGUCAGAUUCGGUUAUAGUGCGGAAUUCGCCAUCUUGCCGGCCGCGAUUGGCUUAGAAGGCUGCUAUGGCUUCUCUGAUUGGUUGAAAACGCCUCCACUGCAGAAUUCGACAGUAUGGCGGACUUUCACAGUGUCCAGAUCAUGUGGUGUCCAAGACAUGGCAGUCACGACGUGAUUCUGGCUCCCACGAUUGCUUCCGACACUCGCAGUGCACAAAAGCAUGGCCUUCGAGAUCGGUUUCCGUUACUCCGAGCAAGUCGUCACUGGGGGGGGGGGGGGGGGGGUGCGAUUUGGACAAUACGUACGAUACCUCUGGUUAGGUCGUGUCUGGGUUCCGCGUCACUUCCCGGGAGCUGUAAUGGCAGCGCUUUCUUUUUUCAGUUUCGGCACGAAACACAUGCGGACUUUUUUGCGCGUUGUUUUCGACGAUGCACUCGUUCGCUUUUUGCACAGAUUCUGCACUGAGCAUUAUACUAUGUGGCCCCACUAUAUCAAUAAAGAUAUUUUUUUACAGCGAUUCAAAAUUUCGCUGCGAUAGGCCUUUAGCGAGGUGAACUUGGAGAGGCAGUGGCGACAUUAAGCGUCGGGCACAACAUUUAUAGCUCGAACACGUGCGAUGCGCCGAGCACGAACAUGAACAUGAACAUGAUUCCGGGUCUGGCCGAAAGCUUUGUACGAUAUGGCAAACUUGCGCGUAUAGAGUUAUUGUGGCGUUGGACCGAGACACUCUUGCUUUACACCCUUAACUUUGGCAGCUUAUUUGAUAGGAUGUAACCAUGAACAAGACGCCCAUGUUACACAUUAAUUCGUUCAAGGGUGUACGAAAGGCGUACUUUCACACAGUAUGCCUUAUAAGGAUGUAAAAGGUGCAGGCGUAUUUUGAUUUGGCAACGUAGUGUAGCCAUAACGCCGAUAACGGCAUUACAGCAUUACUUUUUCAAAUAUUUGUCUUCAGCAAUUUAACUACUGUAUGAGUGUGCCAGCAACAAAAACAAUACUUAAAAAGUACUUCUGUCACCAGACCAACCUUAUCGCUGUUAAAAUUGACGUCAGUGUGAUGCGCAUGACUACAGAAGGCAACUAGAAAAGCAUCAGCUGGCUACAAUUUAACACUGAUGGGAGACAAAUAUAUACAGAUGUUACGACGGCUUCAUUUGCCCGCUUUUUAAGGUUAUUUUAUUGCCAGUGGUCAUGUGACUCGUAAUCCAACGGUUGUGUGAAUGUUGUGAAUGUUUCGAAGUCGUGGCGUAGUUGAUGGUUCGAUAAUUGUUUUGAGUGUCGCGCAUUUACAACAUACAUGCACUGUAUAUAAACGCGAAUUGAAAGUAAAUCAUUACGGGGCUAAAUCAUUCGAAGUAAAAUUACGGGGUAAAUCAUUCUCAUUUCGAGACGUAGCUGCUUGCGUCAGGAGAGGAAAUAAUUUGUUUUUAAUAGUAUACGCUUGCUGUUUCAGCCAGGCACUUUUAAGUAGGGUAGGUUAAAAGUAGUACGAUUGCAAGUAAUUGUUUUUUUUCUUUCUUUUUUUUGUAGUCAAUCGGGGUGGUAGGCGUCAAGAAUUGUGGGAUAAUCACCAGUAAGUUCUUAAACUCAAAUUAUGUAAUUAAUCUUCAAAUUAGUGAGUCGAACGCAUAUUCAGCUGUCGAAUCGAAGCUGUCGAUUACUCAAAGAGCCUCGAGUUAAUACGAGUCCCGAGUCUUUAGCACCAUUUUUCGGGAUAUUCUUCGCCAAAUCCAGCCGCGUAAUACACGUGUCGAUGUUUCACAUAGUUUUAGCUCACGCUACGUUAGGGAAGGCUAACUGUAGAUAAAUGGUACAUCAAACGCCAAUCUAUUAAUCUACAAUUUUGGGGAAAGCCUAUUUCGAAACUAUACGCACUAAACACUAACUUUUAUUAAAGAUGUAAAUUUUGAUAUUUUGAGCAGCUUAGACUUUAAUGUUUCGGUUAUUUUUCGAUAGGCCUACAGGGAUCAUCAACGCUAUUAAAAUCUGCCUAAACAAUAUACACCGAUUACCAGCUCAAGGGGUCAUGUUAUACAUGCUGCAACAUGCACCCAGCGCCGCAGUUACAUAAUUUUGGCUUCUGCAAAUUUUUGCCCAGAAUGAUGUAAAACUAGGCCUUACAUUACUUUAGGAUUCAUGUAGUGUUGUACAGAGAGCAUUAUCCUUACGUAGAUAACAUAACCGUUAUCUGGGCCUGAUACUGCCGAUCACUUGUGAAAUACGCACAUUUAUAAAAAAUUACUGUGUUUAUUGUGUAGUGUUAGUCUAAGAAUUCCUGCUAAUAUAGACAAACCUCGAGCAUUCGCUCAACUGCCACUUUGCCAAUUUCAAAGUCUGCGUUAUAUUUGGUAAUUUUUAAGCAAGAGUGAAAAGUGAAAGUUAUAAGUUGGUGAAGUUUGCCUAAUUAGAUAACAGGCUGACGAUUACCCUACGAUUAUUUGUGCCCACCAAAACGAAACACUCAUUUCUGGAAGAACUUAAACUGAAUCGUCUUACUUGUCACUGGGCUGCGUAGUCUUCACUAAAACACCCUAUAUGUUACGCCUCUCGGAUUUUCAAACCUGUCGGCAUUUGUGUUAUUGUGACAGUAGUGAUUGCGUAUAAAUGUUUGGUUGCAGAAAGCGAGAUGGAUGCUUGUGAGCCUGGAACAAAAAGAAAGGUGCUGUCGUCAGUGUCUUACAUACUUGCGCUGUGAAAGUGUUUUUAGCUGCGUAUGAUUCAUGCUAUAGAGUGAUUGCGCGGUUGUUGCGAAUGGUCUUGGACGCUUACAUAUGUGGCCGCAAAAUGUUUUUUUUUUUUUUCUCGCACGAUUUCCGAUCGUUGACCUGUUGGUCUGCAGUAUUGUUCUUUCGAUUCUCUCUCUCUCUUUUUUUUUUUUUACGCCUGCACAGAAGAACCAAGAUGGAUCACGACACGAGUUCUACAAAAAGGAACACUUGCGAGCCACAAGCUGUUUUGAGUUUUGCCAGUGAAAUAGCAGUGCCUUUUUUUAUUUUAUAAUUAUUUUAUUUUUAUUUUGUUUUUUUCUGUUCGCUUUCAUCGUGUGCAUCGCGUUGUGUUCAUAUUGUAUAGCGGUACUACUGUCGACCGCGCAAAUUACAGCGCGCUUUGUGACUUUUCUGCCAUCGUUCCUUUAUUUUUUUUUUCGUUUGUAGACAUUUUUUUCUGAGCAAUAAAAAAUGUUUUCUUUUUA